AUGGAGCCUUUAUGGAAGCUUAUCUUUCUCAUGGAACCAGCUCCAGUGACCUUAAUCUUAACAGCCAUUGCUGUCACUUUCGGUUCUGCUCUCCGAGCUUUAAACUAUGGUAAAGAAAUGGAAAAAAACCGUGAUCUCUCUGAAGCAUCAAUCACAUUAGACAGAUCUCAAGCACUAAUGAUUCCAGUCAUGAGCUCCUGCAGUCUCCUCAUGAUGUUCUACUUAUUCUCUUCAGUCUCACAACUCCUCACUGCUUUCACAGCAAUCGCCUCUAUUUCAUCUCUAUACUUCUGCUUCUCUCCCUACAUCUCCCAUGUCAAAUCCCAAUUCAAUCUUUCAGACCCUUUCAUCUCCCGAUGUUGCUCCAAACCCUUGACAAGAAUCCAAUCCCUUCUAUUGUUCUUAUGCAUCACUACAGUUGCAGCAUGGCUUGUUUCUGGACACUGGGUGUUGAACAACAUGUUGGGGAUUUCACUUUGUGUUGCUUUUGUGAGCCAUAAUGGUUUUUUGGUGCAAAUGUUAUGUCUUCCUGGAUUGCAAUUAAUUACUAAAAAACUCGAGUUGCCUGUGAAGAUUGUGUUUCCAAGAAACUUAUUGGGAGGUGUUGUUCCUGGAAAUACUGCUACUGAUUUCAUGAUGCUUGGUCUUGGUGAUAUGGCUAUUCCUUCUAUGCUUUUGGCAUUAGUUUUAUGUUUUGAUCAUAGAAAGGAGAAUAUAUCUUUAUCUCCUCAUAAAGGGUAUAAAUAUAUAUGGUAUGCUACUAUUGGAUAUGCAGUUGGAUUAGUAACUGCUUUAGCAGCUGGAAUUCUUACCCAUUCUCCACAACCAGCACUUCUAUAUUUAGUCCCAUCAACGCUUGGACCGGUGGUUGUGAUCUCUUGGACAAGAAAGGAGUUGAAGGAGUUGUGGGAAGGAAGCUCGCCGAAUUUGACUGAAAAAACACAUUCAACAGAAGUAUGAACAAAUCAAAACAUGUAAAUGGAGUUGGGAUAUAAGUUAAGGAUAUGAUAUUGCUUUGCUACUAGGAAAUGGCAUCUUGUUUUUUUUUUUUUUAAAUAUUUUUACAUUUGAAUCAUUUUUCGGGUUAAAAAGGAGCUUCGAAAAGUUUAAAGUUGGUUGUUUUUGG
Lactuca saligna is the source of this 1126-nucleotide messenger RNA. Lineage: Eukaryota; Viridiplantae; Streptophyta; Magnoliopsida; Asterales; Asteraceae. The record is from the annotation of a GenBank genome assembly.